Onychostruthus taczanowskii (white-rumped snowfinch) is the source of this 5342-nucleotide messenger RNA. RefSeq names its product U2AF homology motif kinase 1 (gene UHMK1). Gene Ontology annotation, cellular component: neuronal ribonucleoprotein granule; nucleus. The transcript is spliced from 8 exons. NCBI's taxonomy places the organism in Eukaryota, Metazoa, Chordata, Aves, Passeriformes, Passeridae. Gene Ontology annotation, molecular function: ribonucleoprotein complex binding; ATP binding; protein serine/threonine kinase activity. The record is from RefSeq and is a predicted model, not a curated record. Gene Ontology annotation, biological process: positive regulation of translational initiation; regulation of protein export from nucleus; peptidyl-serine phosphorylation. The coding region runs from base 119 to 1402 and encodes 427 amino acids.
CGUGCCGCCCCGUUUCCGGUGUCAUGGCGGCCGGAGCGCGGCGGCGGCAGGGGCUGGGGCCGGUGCCGGAGCAGCGGCGCGGCGGCGGCGGGACGGCGAUGUGAGGCGGCACGGCGCCAUGUCGGGCUGCGCGUGGGGAGCGGCGCCGCCGCUGCUGGAGGCGCUGGGCCGGCUGUGGGAGGUGCAGGCGCCGCUGGGCAGCGGCUCCUCGGCCUCGGUGUACCGGGUGCGCUGCUGCGGGGACCCCCGGGCCCCCCCCGGCGCCGUCAAGGAGUUCGUGCCGCCCCCGGGGCAGCGGCCCGGGCCCGCUCGCCGCCCCGGCGCCCGCCCGCCCGCCGCCGACUGCGCCGAGUACGGGUUCCGCAAGGAGCGCGCCGCGCUCGAGCAGCUCCGCGGGCACCGCAACAUCGUGACGCUCUAUGGCGUGUUCACCAACCACUACUCUGCCAAUGGGCCGUCUCGCUGUCUGCUGCUGGAGCUGCUGGACAUCAGCGUGUCCGAGCUGCUGCUGCACUCCAGCAACCAGGGCUGCUCCAUGUGGAUGAUCCAGCACUGUGCCCGAGAUGUCCUGGAAGCCCUGGCUUUCCUGCACCACAAAGGCUAUGUGCACGCAGACCUCAAGCCACGCAACAUCCUGUGGAGCGCAGAGGAGGAGUGCUUUAAGCUCAUUGACUUUGGACUUAGCUUCAAAGAAGGGAAUCAGGAUGUGAAAUAUAUUCAAACAGACGGGUAUCGGGCUCCAGAGGCAGAACUGCAGAACUGCCUGGCGCAGGCAGGGCUCCAGAGCGAGACGGAGUGCACCUCUGCUGUGGAUCUGUGGAGUCUGGGAAUCGUUUUACUGGAAAUGUUCUCAGGAAUGAAACUGAAACAUACAGUCCAAUCUCAGGAAUGGAAGACAAACAGUUCUGCCAUCAUUGAUCGCAUCUUUGCCAGUGAGGGGGUGGUUAAUUCAGCCAUUCCAGCUUAUCACCUCAGAGACCUUAUCAAAAGCAUGCUUCAUUGUGACCAAGGAAAACGAGCCUCUGCUGAGAAGGCUUUAUGCAGCCCAUUCUUCAGCAUUCCCUUUGCUCCCCAUAUUGAAGACUUGGUGAUGCUCCCCACACCUGUGCUGAGGCUGCUAAAUGUUCUAAGUGAUGCUUCUCUGCAGUGUGAAGAAGAAUAUGAAGAUAUCCUGGAAGACAUAAAGGAGGAGUGUCAGAAAUACGGACCAGUGGUUUCCUUGCUUAUUCCAAAGGAGAAUCCUGGUAAAGGCCAAGUCUUUGUUGAAUAUGCAAAUGCUGGUGAUUCCAAAGCUGCCCAAAAAAUGCUGACUGGAAAGAUUUUUGAUGGCAAGUUUGUUGUGGCUACGUUUUACCCACUGAGUGCCUAUAAGAGAGGAUAUCUGUACCAAAACUUGCUGUAGGCAGUAGCAACAAUCAGGAGAGUUGUCUUGCUCCUCUUUCUCACGUGUUUUACGACUGAAUGUGCAAAAGAGCUUCCUAGCCCUGCUUCCAAGUCAUCUGUGAAGGAGAGGUGCAAAGGACUUGAAUGGGCUUUGGAACUUUACUGCUGCUUUGUGAUGUGCUGAGGAGGCCGGGAGGCUUUCAGCGCUGUGUGUGUGCUGUGCUUGCUCAUUUACAGGGGGUGUGGCUCUGCCCGAGGGCAUCUGGGGGGCAGGAGUGGGGACAGGGGGAGCCCCGGAGGCCGAGCAGAUCCUGGCAAGGGCUUCUCAGUGAUUUGAAGCGAGACCAGAGUCUUAGCCUUAGUGCUGGGCUUGGCUCCGCGGAGAGGAUUUCUUUGUUAAGCUUUCCUGUAACCAAAUCCUCCUCUCCAGUGUUGGAGGAGGAGGAAGGCUUGCCUGCUUUUUGUUGAUACCUGUUAUAAAUAGAGAAGCAGAAACACCAUCCUCUCUAAACCAGGAGGACUUUUGAGUCUUCUCCUCGCAUAGAGCAGAGGAAGGCAAUGAAAUUGGAUCUGCUGAGCCUGUGGGGUUACCCUGUCCUCGUGACCUGAGCAGAGCCACGCAGCUGAUGCUGGGCUGGGCAGUGACAUGUGGAUGAUGCUGCCUGUGGGGAGCUGAGCUUGCUUGUAUGCCUGGGGUGGGCUGGGACUGGUGGUGGAGACGUGGUCAAAGCAGUGCCAGCCUCAGUUCCAACACAACCUGUAAGCACUUUGUAGCCUGAGUAGAUGUGAAAACCCCGCCGCGUGGAUUCAUCUUUCUAGCACGUAGCCUGUGCUGGCCCUGAUGCUCCCUAGCUCUGAUGCCAAAUGAUCUGUGAUGUGUAAGCGUCUUUCGGUGAUAUUUUUGGAAAGGAGUGCUGCAACACACAGUAUUCUUUGUGUCACAGCAGGACUCCUGCCUUGGGAGUCUUAUAAGAACAAAUAUUUGUCUGCUGUAGGUCCCACGCUUGGCUUUUCUGUGUUGUGCGUUUUGGUUUUGCAUUAACCCAGUAAGACUUGUAGAUUAGAAGCACUGACACUUUUGGUCCUUCAAAGGUUACAAAAAGGGCUUGAGGCAAUCUGAGAUCCUGUAGGGAAAGGGCUUAAUCAGUCAUCAGGCUGGACUGGCCAGGAGAAGGGCUUUCACAGUGUCAGGGACAACAGCCACAUGCCUUUGGGGAAGAUACUGUGGUGAGCAGCAUCACUUCCCCCAGAGCACGCUCUGCUCCUGUGGCUUCAGUCAGCUGCUGCCAAGGGGCAGGCAGAGGCUCUUUGCCAGGGAUUUCCAAACCCAUGCACCCGGCAGAGCCUCUCCCUCCAGGGUGGGCACUCUGCUCCUGAUGGGCACAGUGUGAAACAGCCCUGUUUAGAGAGUCACCAGUGUGACUGGCUUGUGGUCUUGGCCCAGUUUUAGUGAGGAGGAAAGCCUUCCUGAAUUCUUUUCUCCAGAUGAAAUACUUGCGGACAGCUGCCAGAACCAUCCCUGACCUUCCCUGGAAUACCUGAAUUACCUUGCAGUUUACUGUUUGCAUCUUGCUGAUGCUGGACUUGAUGGAAUCCUGCACUUAAAAAGUUCCUCUUGAUUUUUUGCCCUGUGUGUGGUGUGUCAGGAGAUCCAAUGUCUGUAGCAUUUCAUGAGUCUGAGUUGCUCUCUGUGCUGGUGUAUAGUGCUUUCUACUGUGGCCCUUACCAAACUCCCUCAGAAAGGACCAAUCUCUGAAUUCUUCUGUUGCCUUUGAGAUGGUGGGCUUGCCAGGGAAAAGAAAAAAAUAAAAUUCCACAAUGAGUUUUAAGGUGUGAUUUGCUGAUGAGAUUUUUCUGGGAAUGAUGCUGCUUUGGUGUACAUAGCUGUUCAGCAGCCUUUGCAUAGGUGGGGUGUGUGACUCGUUGCUUUUAAUUUAACUGUCCUGUGAGUGAAGCACCUUUUAGUGUCUGGGAGGAAUUGAAUGGUAACUGGGUGAGGGUUUCUCCUGUGUGGAGAGCCGUGUUUAAAGUAUGGUUGGGUCUUGGCUGACUUUCUCAGCUCUGCAUUACUGCUGUCCCUGGGGGUUGAGCCAGGGAUCGGAGCGCUUUGGUGCAGACAUGCACGUGUUGAAUGCUGCCAUGUCAGCAGCACUGAGCUGGCAGGAGCAGCCCAAAGCUCCUGCUCUGCUGAGUGCCAGCCCAGGUGGGGCCACAGGGAGCUCCCCUGGGUGCAGGGUGUGAUGUCUGUCACUUUCAGCAACACUGGGACAGGGAGAUGCUGGGAUGCAGGUGUGGAACUUAAAUGUCUUCAAAGUUCUCACGUGCAUUUGUCUAGGACUGUGAGCUGCUCUGUCAUCUUUCAAGCAUGACUUUCAGUCAGAAUUCUUUCAUCUAAAGAUAGAGCCGUGCCAGGAUUGAUCUUCGGAAAGGAGCUACAGCCUGUUCCUGCAGCAUGGCAGCUCUUCCCACCAGAGUUUGGCUGGGGUUUUGUUCAGCUUCUUUAACAGAGGCUAAAUAAAUCCUCAUGAUGCAAACUCCUGCUACUAGACAUUUUUCUCCAGAUGUUCAUUGACCAGGCUUGAGCACUGAGCUGGGUAAAAAACCCCAAAGCUGCUUUUCUUUAUAUUCCUCCUGGCGAGAGCUGAAGAUGUUGAUCUCUGUCCUGUCACUGGAUCCACCCUUCUGCAGGCUGUGGGCUGCAGGGAGGUUUAGAAGCAUUGUAUUGUUACUUCUCACACUCUGCCUUCAAAGACUUAUUCUAUCAAGAUGAAGCUCACUUUGGUGUCUCAGUGACCUGUUGGUGUCUUGGCAUAAGUUUUAGCCCUGCUAAAACCUUUGAGUUCCUUAACUCUAGAUUGUGUCUGCAGUAUGCAUGGUGAUUCGGUCCAAGGCGCCUGUUGUGUGUCUGGGAUGGGCCUGGCUUUCCUCAUCUCCAGAUUCCUGCUUGCUUGAGGUGCACAAGUGUUGAGGCUUUCCGCUCACAUGCUCGCUGGGUUUCCUGGUCUGUGCUGCUCCCCGCAGUAACCCUCAGUGUAGCACCGACCUACAUAGUCCUACCCGAGUUGUAGGGUAACUGCUGUUUAAAUCACUGGCCAAAGCACAGGUCAGCUCCAGUCUUAGCUCUAUUCCUAAUUUUGUUCUCACUGGUCUUCAGCCUCGUAACAAACAUAGCCUGAGCCCCGUGCUGUAGCCAGGUUCUCUCCAGAGGGUUCAGUACAGGUGCUGCUGCUGUGCCGGAUCCUGUAACCACGUGCCUCCCUUCGGGUUCGAUGUCAGUCGUGGUAUCGCGUCACGCACCAUUGCUGAGCAGUGUGCUUGGUACAGGUGAUUAAUAAACGAUGCUUCAGUACGAGGUGGUUGUCCAGCGUGCCCUUCUUGUGGGACACUGAAAUGUCGUGUAGCUGAGCAAGUUCUCUGUCACCGAGCACCAGGGCCUCAGUCUGGGGGACAGGACUGGGACCCGGCCAUGGCAGUGUUGGAGUUUGUCCUGGGAGACCAUGGCUGUCAGAACUUCCAGUUCCAGUGAGGGGUGGUCGUAGCUUGGAGGCGGGGAACCGUGGGACGGAGGGGGCUGUUAACAUUAUUAUUAGGCUUUAACGAAGUAAGUUCAUCGAAGGAGGGGAAUUUCACCACAGCUAUUGGCUCAGCAGCAGGACAUCUUCCCCUUUCUCCUGUGGCUGGAAGGGAAUAUGCAAAGUAUCACCUGCAAAGUACCAUCGAGUUCCCCCUCCCUGCAAGGGUUUCCACGGAGCCUGGACGUGCUGUCUCCACUCUGCUUCCUCCAUGCUCCUUAGCAUGUGUCUGUAUGGGCAAUCACCUCGGAAUACGUUUCAAUUCAUGCCAACUGCAUUCCAUCCAGUAAUUGUGCUUUACCCUGUAAAGCAGUAACUGUGAUUUCCUGUAAUUUCCAUACUCCUGUUAUAACUCCUGUUAAGACACUAAUAAAAAUCUUCACAUUC